UCAAUUCAGUACAACCCUCACCCAUCUAGACUGUUAACUAGUAUGUAGUGAUGUUUUCUGUUCAUUUCUUCCUUCCUUCUAGACUGUUAACUAGUAUGUAGUGAUGUUUUCUGUUAAUUUCUUCCAUCCUUCUAGACUGUUAACUAGUAUGUAGUGAUGUUUUCUGUUCAUUUCUUCCAUCCUUCUAGACUGUUAACUAGUAUGUAGUGAUGUUUUCUGUUCAUUUCUUCCAUCCUUCUAGACUGUUAACUAGUAUGUAGUGAUGUUUUCUGUUCAUUUCUUCCAUCCUUCUAGACUGUUAACUAGUAUGUAGUGAUGUUUUCUGUUCAUUUCUUCCAUCCUUCUAGACUGUUAACUAGUAUGUAGUGAUGUUUUCUGUUCAUUUCUUCCAUCCUUCUAGACUGUUAACUAGUAUGUAGUGAUGUUUUCUGUUCAUUUCUUCCAUCCUUCUAGACUGUUAACUGGUAUGUAGUGAUGUUUUCUGUUCAUUUCUUCCAUCCUUCUAGACUGUUAACUAGUAUGUAGUGAUGUUUUCUGUUCAUUUCUUCCAUCCUUCUAGACUGUUAACUAGUAUGUAGUGAUGUUUUCUGUUCAUUUCUUCCACCCUUCUAGACUGUUAACUAGUAUGUAGUGAUGUUUUCUGUUCAUUUCUUCCACCCUUCUAGACUGUUAACUAGUAUGUAGUGAUGUUUUCUGUUCAUUUCUUCCAUCCUUCUAGACUGUUAACUAGUAUGUAGUGAUGUUUUCUGUUCAUUUCUUCCAUCCUUCUAGACUUCACUCAGACACUCUGCAGAAGCUGGUUGUAGUUGUGUUUGAAUCUCAGGAUGAGGAGUUGACUCAGAGGUUCUUGGAGAAGGUUGGAGGAGAUCUGACCUCCUGCAGGCUGGACUGGGAGGUGCUGUUCUCUCUGCUGCAGAAUUCAACCCACAACAUCACUGUGGACCUCAGGAAGAACAGGCUUCUGGAGAGGAACAUCUCAGACCUCCUCCCCUUUCUGAGAAGGAUUGUAUUCAGGAAGCCCAGUUCUAUCUUUGUGAAGUCCAUCAUCAGAGAGAUCUAUGAGAGGAGAGACAGUGACUGUGUGUCCAGUUUGUUGAGGUCUUUAGAUUGGAUCAACCUGAACAGUAGCGAGCUGGACAGAGUGGACUGUGCUGCUCUGUGUUUCACCCUCCAACACAGCCACUAUGUCCAAGUCAACCUGCUGUGGACCUCCAUACCACCGGGGGAGAUAGAGAGCAUCCUGCCCCUUCUGGACAGAGUCUCCCAACUCAGUGUUGACAGGAGGUUGUUACUGAGUUUCCUCCGGUGCUGCGCUGCCUCUCAGAUCCAACAGGGGGCACCACCACCAACAGCAGUAUGGCUGCUCAGGGCUCUGAACCACAGACUGGACUUCUCCUGUUCCUCCUCUGUGGACCUGUCAGGUGAUGACCAGGAGGAGGCGCUGUGUCUGACCACUGACCACUGCAGGAUCAUCACAGCUGUUCUGACGCAGAACCAACACAGCCCAGACCUGGUCCAGAACCCCACCAAGAAACGGAAACGGACCCAGACUGAUCCACACUUUCAGCUCAAGAAGCUCAAGCUCACAACCCAUCAUCAGAACCAGCCCCGGCCCCCCCCCGCGGUCCAGUCUCAGGUCCAGUCUCGGGUCCAGUCUCGGGUCCAGUCUCAGGUCCGUCUCAUCCUAACAGACUGUGAGGUGGAGGAAGGAGCACUGAGGGAGCUGUUUCCUGUCCUUCAUUUUGUCAAGUUGAGCCUCAGCAAAGUUCUGCUACUUCAGCUUGUGGACCUUGUGUGUGAGGGGACUGAAGAGGAGGUACUGAGACAAGCAGAGUCCCUGGUCAGAGCCCUGGAUGGGAAGAUGGACCUCAGUGAGACCAGGCUGGACCAGAAGGCCUGUGGAUCUCUGGCCCUGGUUCUGGAGCACUCAGAAGGGCUGUCAGAACUGGACCUCAGCCACUGUCACCUCACAGACCAGCACCUACCCACCCUGAUCACACACCUGAACAAAGUCCAGGUCCUGGACCUGAGUCAUAAUGACAUCACUGAUGCUGUGACUGAGAGAAUAGUCCAACUGGUCUCUACCAACCCCUCAAUACACACUGUACGGCUCUACAACAACAGAAUCAAGGACAGAAGGCCCUUCCUGACAGACAAGAGGUUUGAGAUCUGGUGAAACAUCAUCAGAUCUUGCUAAUAUGAAUAAAGGUUAAAAUAAAAAUAUAAACUGAGAAACAAUAAUGCUGAUUAUUAGCAUGUAACGUGUUUAGAAAACUUAUUGACAACUUUCAGAUUUUGGCAAGUCCACUUUGAAACUAAGUAGAUAUUCCUCAUGAAUUUAGAUAUUUAGAUUUGCUCAACACUACUGUUGUUUGCUCCUUGGGGUUUAAGGCCGAGUGUUUUGUAAAAGCACUUUGUGACAACUGCUGAUGUAAAAAGGGCUUUAUAAAUAAAUGUGAUUGAUUGAUACAAUGUACUGUUUUUUAACAGUUGUUUUACUAGUUAAAUAGUCAUAAUGUUGACUGUUCUGAUACAGUUUAAGGGUCAUGUAAUUAUAUUUGUAAUAUCGAGGAAUU
This is a messenger RNA of Esox lucius (northern pike), 2576 nucleotides long. RefSeq lists its product as uncharacterized. The record is from RefSeq and is a predicted model, not a curated record. NCBI's taxonomy places the organism in Eukaryota, Metazoa, Chordata, Actinopteri, Esociformes, Esocidae. The transcript is spliced from 8 exons. Bases 740 to 2176 code for a protein of 478 amino acids. Gene Ontology annotation, molecular function: protein binding.